CCUCGCGGGGCCGCGUUGUUGCGGAAGGGGCUGUGACGCGCGCGGGAGGGGCGGAACGCGGUGCUGUAGCGACGGCCGCGGCAGCCAUGGCCAAGCGGUACGACAUGGCGGAGUGUCCCUUCUGCGAUGAGGUCUCUAAGUACGAGAAGCUCGCCAAGAUCGGGCAGGGAACCUUCGGGGAAGUUUUCAAAGCCAAACAUCGUCAGACAGGCAAGAGAGUAGCACUGAAAAAAGUGUUGAUGGAAAAUGAGAAGGAGGGGUUCCCCAUCACAGCCUUGCGAGAGAUUAAAAUCCUCCAGCUGCUCAAACAUGAGAACGUGGUGAACCUCAUAGAAAUCUGCAGGACCAAAGCCUCUCCAUACAACCGCUGCAAGGGCAGCAUCUACCUUGUGUUUGACUUCUGCGAGCACGACCUGGCUGGCCUUCUCAGCAAUGCCCGUGUCAAGUUCACGCUCUCAGAGAUCAAGAAAGUGAUGCAGAUGCUGUUGAACGGCCUUUACUACAUCCACAGGAACAAGAUCUUGCAUCGAGACCUGAAAGCUGCGAAUGUCCUGAUCACGCGGGACGGAGUGCUGAAGCUUGCGGACUUUGGGCUGGCUCGAGCUUUCAGCCUGGCUAAGAACAGCCAGCCAAACCGCUACACCAACCGGGUGGUGACUCUGUGGUAUCGGCCGCCAGAGCUGCUCCUAGGGGAGCGGGACUAUGGUCCCCCCAUUGACCUCUGGGGUGCAGGGUGCAUCAUGGCAGAGAUGUGGACCCGCAGCCCCAUCAUGCAAGGGAACACAGAGCAGCACCAGCUCACCCUCAUCAGCCAGCUCUGCGGAUCCAUCACACCGGAGGCUUGGCCAAAUGUGGGUAAAUACGAGCUGUACCAGAAGCUGGAUCUUCCCAAGGGUCAGAAGCGCAAGGUGAAGGAUUGCCUGAAAGCCUACGUCGGAGACCCCUACGCACUCGACCUCAUCGACAAGCUGCUGGUGCUGGAUCCCGCCCAGCGGAUCGACAGCGAUGAUGCGCUGAACCACGACUUCUUCUGGUCCGACCCCAUGCCCUCGGACCUCAAAAACAUGCUGUCCACCCUCAACCAGUCCAUGUUCGAGUACCUGGCCCCAGCGCACAGGAGGGGUGGGCACAUGCCCCAGCAGCCAUUCCAAGGCAGGAACCCGGCCGCCACCAACCAGACUGAAUUCGACCGAGUGUUUUGAGUGGGGGCUUCCCCAGCGGGGUCCCAGCUGGGCUACUGCGCAGGCUGCGUUCAGCGGGGAUGUCCUGGCAAGGUCUUUCUGUCUGGGAAAGGACUUUCUUCAAGGCGAAGCGCCUGCUGGCUUUAACUCGGCUCUGACAUCUCGUGCGGCAGCUCAGCCACCACGGAGCUGCUACAGAAGCCCUGCCGCUUUGACUACGCUGUCUUCUGCCCCAACUUCACGGAGGUGCCCGUGGCCAGCAAUGCAGACCAGCAAAACUUCAACGUGACACUGGAGAGCUCGCUGACCCGCUGCCUGGAGAACCAGCAGACGUGGACCCGGCUGCUGGAGGAAAAGGAGGGGCAGGACCCCUGGCUCCCAGCCCCCCUGCAGCCAGCCCCUGCCCGAGGACCCCUGCUCCUGGUCCCCCCAGCCCCGAGACCCCUCAGUUCCCCAGCCCUCGUGUUCCCCUGCCUGGCCCAGGCACUGAGGCGGGUGGCACAGGGCCGGGACCCUUGGCUGGCAGCGCCUACCGCCGUGGGGGCUCACCCCCACCCCGCCGCCAGCAGAGGGGCUGUGCUGCUGCGGGAGGCGGCCGCCAUCCACGUCCUGGUCACCGGCAGCCUGCACUUGGUGGGGGGGGUCCUUCGGCUGCUGGACCCCGCGCUCUCCCAGUAACGGGGGUGCGCAGGGCUUUGCACCUCUUUUUACUUGAAGCGCCGGUUCUGCCCCAGAUGGUGCUCGGAGGUGGCUGGGGGGGCACGUGGGACCCCCAGACCCUUCCCGGCUCAUCCCUUUUCACCCCAGUGCCUUUUGCCUGUGCCCCCCGCAGGGGGGACACUGGCCAUGGGGGAGCUGCUCCCUGCCCCCAGCCCACGUUGGUGGGACUGGCUGGGGGGGCCCUGGCCUCUGGGGGGGCUGCCCCAGGCUGUGCCAGGGUCCAGGCGCCCAGGGGCGUAGAGGGAGUUUUGAGGGGGCGGUAGGUGGGAGCCUCAAGCCACAGCGAGGUGUGGACUAAUUUAACAUAGGGGAGAUUUUUAUUAUUAUUAUUAUUAUUAUUAAUAGUUUGUAACUUGGGUGGGGAGCUGGGAGUGUGUGUGGUUUCUGCCCAUCACCCCGUGGGGAGCCAGCAGCCCCACACUGCCUCACCCCCCUUAAUAAACAUUUUGCUGCUCCUA
Messenger RNA from Falco peregrinus (peregrine falcon), 2359 nucleotides. Its product is annotated as cyclin-dependent kinase 9-like. The transcript is spliced from 9 exons. The record is from RefSeq and is a predicted model, not a curated record. Gene Ontology annotation, molecular function: ATP binding; cyclin-dependent protein serine/threonine kinase activity. Gene Ontology annotation, biological process: protein phosphorylation. Lineage: Eukaryota; Metazoa; Chordata; Aves; Falconiformes; Falconidae. Gene Ontology annotation, cellular component: nucleus. The coding region runs from base 87 to 1202 and encodes 371 amino acids.